GUACAAAGCAGAUGUUUUUUUUUUUCUUGUUAUAAAUAUCCCUUCCUCUUCUACCCUCAUCUUUACUCUGUUUCUCUCUCUCUCUCUCGCUCUGCUAUUUGUUUUCUCAAUCUGAAAGAGAAGAAGAUGAUGAUGGAUAGAGCUACACAAUCUGAGUUUUUCCUCAAUUAUACGGACAUGUCGGUUUUAGAGCGCCAAAGAGCCCAACUCAAAUACCACCAUCCCGGCUUCGAUUCCACUCUCGCCGGCUUCUUAUCCGAUUCUUCAAUGAUCAACGGCGGCGAGUUUGGCGGCUUUAUGGGGGCGAGCGGUUCGGAUUUUCCAGUGAUUUACGGGGAGACGGCGACGGGGAGUGAUUCGAGGCUCUCAAUUUCGCCGGAUAAUAUAACAACUUCUGCGACGUUUGGGUCUGGAAAUUUCAAGAAACGGAAGUUUAAUAGCGUCGUUACAGAGUCGAAGGGUUGUAAUGCAAAGAAAGUGAUGAUGAACAGAGAAGUAGAAGAAGAAGAAGAGAAGUCAAAAAUAACAGAGCAAAACAAUGAGAGCACCAUGACGAUGAAGGAUAAAUCCAAAAAAGAACAAAGCAAUUGCUCUAAGGAUUCAUCAAAAGUGACCAAGGAAUUGCAGAAAACGGAUUAUAUUCAUGUCCGUGCACGGCGAGGCCAAGCCACUGAUAGUCACAGCAUAGCAGAACGAGCUAGAAGAGAAAAGAUCAGUGAGAGAAUGAAGUAUCUUCAAGAUCUAGUUCCUGGGUGCGACAAGAUCACUGGCAAAGCAGGGAUGCUGGACGAGAUCAUCAACUAUGUUCAGUCUCUUCAGAGACAAGUCGAGUUCUUGUCGAUGAAACUAGCAGCUGUGAGUCCAAGGAUUGAUUUCGAUAUCGAUGACAUUUUUGCGAAAGAGGUUGUCUCAGCUCCAAUAACGACGAACUUACCAAACACUGUAAUGCCAUCUCAUGAGAUGGUUAAUUCCGGUUAUCCUCAUGAGAUGGUUAAUUCCGGUUAUCUUCAUUUCAAUCCAGUGCAGCAAGUGGUGACCAGUUCUGACCCACUGUCCUGCUUUAACGUUAACAAUGGGCAAGCUCCUUCGAUGUGGGACUCUGAUGUGCAGAAUCUUUAUAGCAGUUUAGGAGUUUGAUUAAGAACGAUCCACAAGAUCAAAUUCAUAUUAUUUUCAUCGGAAGAGAGAGGAACUUAUAGUUUGUUACCUUGUUAUUACUAAUUUCACUGAAUUGACUUAAAAAUUAUGAAUUGUUUCCACCCAUAUUGUUAGUACUAGAAUGUACAUUCAUGGCUGUGUAUAGAUGCAAAACAGUAAUAAAAUAUUUUCUUAUCAGUGCACGUAGUCCUUCAAAGUGUGUUCUCGUC
Molecule: messenger RNA, 1367 nt
Organism: Thlaspi arvense
Lineage: Eukaryota; Viridiplantae; Streptophyta; Magnoliopsida; Brassicales; Brassicaceae
Source: the annotation of a GenBank genome assembly